Molecule: messenger RNA, 1662 nt
Organism: Cylindrotheca closterium
Lineage: Eukaryota; Bacillariophyta; Bacillariophyceae; Bacillariales; Bacillariaceae
Source: the annotation of a GenBank genome assembly
AUGGGUCUCAACGAUAUCAUCCAAGCCUCGCCAAUUGGCCGCUUCUUCGAACUCGAAGAGCGCAAAACUAACUUUUCGACCGAAUUUCGCGGUGCGGUCGCCACCUUUUUGACCAUGGCUUACAUCUUGGCCGUCAAUCCUGCCAUUUUGGCCGACAGUGGAGGCCCUUGUGUGGCUGCGGAUGGAAACAUCUUCUCUCCCGACUACUUGGCCUGCAAGGAUGCAAUCAAAAGGGAAUACAUUACCGCCACUGCCAUUUCUGCCAUGAUCGGCUGCUUUGUCAUGGGAGUCAUGGCUAACCUCCCCGUCGCACUCGCACCUGGUAUGGGUUUGAAUGCCUACUUUACUUUCGGCGUCGUUGGUUUCCAUGGAACUGGAAAGAUUGGUUUUGAAGCAGCAGUCACUGCCGUUCUCAUUGAAGGUUUCAUCUUUUUGAUUUUGGCCUUGACGGGAGUCCGUUACUUUGUCGCCAAGCUCAUUCCCGAACCCGUUCGCCAUGCCACUCCAGCUGCCAUUGGUGCCUUUUUGGCCCACCUUGGUUUCCAAACGGCCGAAGGUAUUGGAAUUGUGGUCGGUGAUGUUGCUACCGCUGUCACCUUGGGAGGCUGCGCAGAAGAAGAUCGAGUGUCCUUGGUGGCCCUCGAUGAAGCUUGCUUCAACAAUGGUGGAUUCGACUGUAUUCCUGGAGGAACCUACACUUGUGACAAUACCGAAUCCUCCAUGACCAGUGCCACUGCCUGGGUUGGAAUUCUUGGUUUGCUUCUUACUGGUAUCCUUCUUUCCUACAAGAGUCGCUUUGCCUUUGUCGUUGGUAUUGGUUUCAUUUCCAUUAUCAGUUGGUUCCGCAAUACUGAAAUUACCUACUUUCCUGACAAUGACGCUGGAAACGCAAGAUACGAAUACUUCCAACAAGUCGUUUCCAUUGAAAAGUUGGACAAACUAUUGGUUCCCUUCUCAGAUGACUUGAAGCAAGUUGCCGUCGCCUUGAUCACCUUUUUGUAUGUCGACUUUUUGGAUACUUCUGGUACUCUUCUCGCCAUUGUUUCUUCCAUGGGAGUUGUCGACGAAAAUGGUGAUUUCCCCAAGAGUCGCUGGGCCUUUUCCGCCGAUGCCAUUGCCACCAUUGUUGGAUCCUUGUUUGGACUCAGUCCCGUCACAUCCUACAUUGAAAGUGGUGCCGGUGUCGAAGCGGGGUCCAAGACUGGUCUUACCGCUGUCAUUGUCGGAUUCUUUUUCUUUUUGAGUAUCUUUUUUGCUCCCAUCAUUGCCAGUAUUCCACCAUGGGCCACUGGUGGAUCUUUGAUCAUUGUUGGAGCUCUCAUGUCUCGAUCUUUGAUCAAGAUCAAAUGGCACAUUCACUCUCACGCCAUUUCCGCAUUCAUCACGGUCAUGCUCAUGCCUUUGACCUACUCCAUCGCCUAUGGUUUGAUUGGAGGUAUGCUGUCCUUUGCUGUUUUGGAAGGUACCUUCUGGAUCUUGAGCAAGGUUGGUAUUGCACCACCUUCCUACGACGAACCUGGUGAUGAAGGCGAAGGCAAGUCUGCCGCUGGAGAAGAAGACAAGGAGGAAGCAGCUGAAGCUGGUGCUGAAGAGACCGCCCCUCCUGCUGAGACUAGUGGUGAGGACGCUGCUCCAAAUAAAUCCGAGGAAGCUAACGCCUAA